AUGACAAGUUCAGGCAAAAUUGAAGAAUUUAAAGCUGCUAAAAAGGUCACUUCAAAGAGUAAAAACAACAAAAAUGUGAAUGACAGACACCAUGUUGCAAACGGUGCCAUGCCAACUGCAGUUGAAGGGGACACGCGUAAGGGUCUUGAUGGUGGGACAAUGCACAAUGUUUAUGAUUGCAACACGUCGUGGAAUAUAUACAGGUGUCACAGAAAAAGUUCUUCUAAGAUGCCAGGGAAGCCUGACACUGAUGAUUGGCGUGUAGAACACGGAGAGCAGAUUCAGUUUCAGCCUUGGUGGCGCGCAGUGGGGGAAAAUGCCUCCAAAUCAUCUUCAGCUGAUCAGUUUAAUGGUUCUCCUUCACUGCCUGGAACUGAUAAGUCAGGUGCCUGUGGCGGUGGCGCUAAAGAGUACCAAAACAUCAAACAUGACCUGUCUUCAAUCCCAUUUACCAUGGACAAACACCUUGCUCCAAAUCUACAUUCGGAAUUUGUUGGUCAUUCAGUUGUUUUAGCAUCUCCAUAUUCAGAUGCACAGUAUGGUCAAAUAUUGACUACUUACAGGCAACAAGUUAUGAUAAACCCUCAAUUGUAUGGAAUGCAUCAGGCUAGAAUGCCUUUGCCACUUGAAAUGGAAGAGGAGCCUGUUUAUGUUAAUGCAAAGCAGUAUCAUGGAAUUUUGAGGCGAAGACAAUCACGUGCUAAGGCCGAGCUUGAAAAGAAAGUAAUUAAAAACAGAAAGCCAUACCUCCAUGAAUCCCGGCAUCUACACGCCAUGAGAAGGGCAAGAGGCAACGGCGGCCGCUUUCUUAACACAAAAAAGCUCAAAAAUGACAGUUCUAAUGUCACUUCUGACAAAGGCAACAAUAGUGGUGCAAACCCCUCCACAAACUCACUUAACACUCAACAUAUGCUCACCAACAAUGAGAAUCUAGGCUCAUCAAACGUGGUUCAGGACAUGCACAGAGUGCAGACUUUCAACAAUGUUUACCAUAAUGGGAAUGGUCUUACAGCACUAUACCAUUCACAAGUGAAUAGGAAAAAGGAGGGAGACUACUUUGGUAAAGAGAGAGACCCUGUUGGGGCUUUCAAAUAA
Sphenostylis stenocarpa is the source of this 1095-nucleotide messenger RNA. Lineage: Eukaryota; Viridiplantae; Streptophyta; Magnoliopsida; Fabales; Fabaceae. The record is from the annotation of a GenBank genome assembly.